This is a messenger RNA of Melospiza melodia melodia, 788 nucleotides long. It is a transcript of the gene RPS27L, whose product is annotated as ribosomal protein S27 like. Gene Ontology annotation, cellular component: ribosome; cytosolic small ribosomal subunit. The coding region runs from base 53 to 307 and encodes 84 amino acids. NCBI's taxonomy places the organism in Eukaryota, Metazoa, Chordata, Aves, Passeriformes, Passerellidae. Gene Ontology annotation, molecular function: RNA binding; structural constituent of ribosome. Gene Ontology annotation, biological process: translation; ribosomal small subunit assembly. The record is from RefSeq and is a predicted model, not a curated record. The transcript is spliced from 4 exons.
CGGCGGCGCUGAGGGGCGGCAGCGCUGAGGGGCGGCCCGGCCCGGCGCGGACAUGCCGCUGGCCAAGGACCUGGUGCAUCCCUCCUUGGAGGAUGAGAAGAGGAAGCACAAAAAGAAACGUCUCGUGCAGAGCCCGAACUCCUACUUUAUGGAUGUAAAAUGUCCAGGAUGCUACAAGAUCACCACAGUGUUCAGCCAUGCUCAGACAGUAGUUCUGUGUGUAGGGUGCUCAACUGUGCUGUGUCAGCCAACUGGGGGCAAAGCCAGGCUCACAGAAGGCUGUUCAUUUAGAAGAAAGCAACACUGAGCAGUUCAGCAUGUGAUUUUUGGAUCUGUGUUCCUGAAAGCCUUACCAGUUUAAAAAUGCCUGUUACAACAACAAUGUGAUUAUGAUUGAUUUUGUACAAAUUACAUGCUCCUUGACUAAUCUGCUGGAAUCUCUUUUCCAAUAAAUGAUCUGAAGUGCAAGUUCUUCCUGUAAGUUUGCAGAUAACCAAGCUCUAUUUUUAUAAGUUUGAACAGUAAAAACCUUGGACUUCCUGCAUCGUUCCCCUUGCUAAUCAUAAACUACAGCAGUGUUCAUAAUGUUCAUAGUUCUGUAACUAUAUAAUGCAUAUAGUUACAGAAAUUGCUUUAAAAUGCAUUUUAUUUUAUUACUGCAGCCACCAUAACUGCAAGGGUUGCAAAAGCUAGAUAAGAUUUAAAAUGGCUCAUUUGCUUUCAAUGUUGCUGUAGUCCCUUCCCCCUCUUGGGCAAUAUGGUGAUAAAUAAAAAUGAAAUGUUACUCA